UUGAAUUGUAAUUUAUUUGCUAUAAUUAUGCAUAUUCUCAAUUUUAUAUAAUAUUAUUAAUUUUUAUAAUCUAUACCUAUGUCACGAGAUUUUUGUGGAACAGUUAAAUGUAAGUCUUGGCCUUAUCAGCAAUAUUACAUCGGAAAUAAAGAUGAGGUAAACAGAAGGAAUGGCGAUGGUGAGAACCACUGGACGGGGGCGAAGUCAUUGGAGAGAUAUUCUGGUCAAUUCUUACGUGACACAAUGCACGGCUUAGGAGAAUAUUUUUGGCGAUAUCUCGAUAAAGAAGGAGCGUUUUACACUUACGAAGGACACUUCUAUUGCAACAAACUUCACGGCUAUGGUAGUCUAUCCUAUCCUGAUGGACGCGUCUUUAAUGGUUUAUUUUACUACAAUAUAAAAUUGGGACCAGGAGUGGAAUCAUGUGUAGACAUACGACAAAAUGUUGGUCUUUGGCUUGGCGACCAAUUAGUGCGGUUAGCUUGGAUGCCACCAACAUAUAGCUUGAUUCUGAAUUUAAAUUCAACUAAUACUGGCCGAGCUUGUGUUGAUGAACAAAGAAUUUUAUUGACAACAUGUAAUAAAACCUUUAAUGAAAACCCAGCAAAAGAUCUUCUCAUCCAAUACGGUUUAGAUUCUGAAACAGCUGAAGAGAAAUGGCCGAAAUUGUACCCGAGAAAUUGCACAGACAUGACUAGCUCAGUGUUUUGCCUCCAUUUGUUUGACAAUGUUUACUACGGAGCAAAAGAGCAAAACAUUUUAAUAGAAACCCAAAUGAAAGAAAAGAUUACAGAAAGCGCUGAAAAUAUCGAAGAAAGUAAAACCUAUUUUGCGUGGAAUAAUAACACAAUCAUAAAACACAUGAUGCAACAUGCAUUUGCGCAUGAUCAUCAACGAAAUGAUUUCGGUAUAAAAAUGUCAAAUGUCCUUACUGAAUCUAGGAAAAAUUUAAAACCACCGGCAAAGCACGAACAGGAUUGCAGAACUUUAUUGAUGGCCAGUUACUUGGGUUAUACGGAAAAAGUGGUUCAACUUAUUAAUGAGUGCAAUAUACAUCCAGAUUUAACAGACGUACAGGGCAAUAAUGUCCUGAUGUAUGCUGUGUGCGGAGAUCAUGCAGAAAUCGUACAUUUUCUCGUGGAGGCCGGAGCUAAUAUUGAUAAUUAUAACGAUUGUUGUUGCACGGCCCUUUGCAUCGCUAUAAUACGAUACGUUUGUGCUUAUAAAAACGUAUCUGUUAGAUCCAUGGCACAAGCAUUGAUACCAGAAACAAGUUUGCUACCAAGUCCAGCUUUAGAAAAUGUAUGUGAAUGGUAUUUAGAAAAAAAUAUAUCAUCUCCCCAAAAACUUAACGGUCUCGGAAAAAAUCCAAGUAAAAUCUUAAAACCUCAGAAGAAAACAAAGUCUGCAAUGUCUCUUAGGGAUCAAUUUAAAAAAACUUUAAUAAACCUAUCUGUACAAGAUCAGACUUUAGAAAAAGAAGAGGCUGAUGUUGUGAAUAGUGAGGACGUAUUUAUGUCUAUUCUAGACGAAUAUUUAGCGAACAUAGCAGAGAUAUUUUCAAGACCUACAUCGGGAAGCAAUGUUACAUACCUUUUUUCAGUCAAUGAUAUAGCAAAUGAGAUGAUAGAUAGUGAAAUGGAAGAGCAAAAGAAAACUACUGAUAAAAAUGCUAAAAAAGGAACUCUAGUUCCACCCAAAGUACCCAAAUCUGUAAACGAGAUUCCUCAAAAAGAUACCACUGGUUCAGCAAAUUUUACAGACAGAAGUGAAAAUGAAAGCUGUCAAAGAUCGUUAACUACAGUAGUGCAGCUACUCUCGGAUGGAGCAGAUCCAAGGCUUAUACGAUGUCCGCAGCCAGCUCUCUUUAUGGCAGUAGCGUCAGGAAGUAGUGUCUUAGUCCAGCAUUUAAUCGACCAUGGUGCCAAUGCAAAUGAAUAUUAUUCACAUAUUCUAGGUUAUUCACCACUUGAUAUAGUCAUUUCCUAUCAGUUUACAAUGGAUGUUUUAAAUGUUGUGCGCGUGUUACUGGAAAACGGAGCGGAUGGCAAACACCGACUGCCAUACAAGCCUCGUGUUUCCUCCGAGUUAAUAACGCCAGGACCAACACUUUUGCAUGCGGUGCUAGCGAAGGCAGUUGACGGUUCAAUGGAAGAAGAGAUUCGUCGGGAGAUUCUUGAACUUCUACUGACUUACAAUUGCAGUCCCAUAGAACAAUUUAAUGGCCGUUCAGCAAUAGACGUAGCGAUGUCCAAAGGAGCUGACGUGUUUGAUGUAUUUAUAAGUCAUUCGAAAGUCGACCUUAAUGCAAUUAUAAAUCAAUCCAAACAAACUAUAUUAAUUAAAAUGUUUGCAUUGUCGUUUUUCAAGACAUUGGAAAAUAAGGAGCGUCUUGAAAUUUUGACAAAUUUGUUACUACGAGGCGCUGACCCUUUUCGACCUUGCCAAAAUGAAGCAGAGGAAUUUGAUAACUUUUUCGUAUACGCAAGAAAGUUUCUUGAUGGACUCGAUGGUACUGAUGUAAAACACAGUCCAUCUGUAAGUAAACAUGAACAAAAAGUGAAGAAAAAUGGUAAAUCUAACAUUGACAAAGGUGUAUCGAAACAGAAGGCAAUCCCGACAGAUAUUGAUGAAUAUAAACUGGCGCUACAACUUGUGAUGGAUCUGGGCCGACUCUCGCACGUUCGUUGGCUACGAGCAAAAUUUGUUACUGAAUUAAUUAGAACAAUCAAGAAAUUUAAACAUCGACACUGGAACAUGAUACUAAAAGAAAUUGAAGACAAAACGGGGAUCAGUUCAUGGCUUACGAUACCAGACUGUCUAGAAAUAUGGACAAACCUAAGUAAAAGAAUUAAAAAUGAUAAAACCGUUUUGAAAUAUCUACUCUGCAUUGUAUUUUAUUGUUGCCGAUACAUUAAUGAUAAAACUGACAUCGAAGUGAAAGUAACUGCCCAUGAAAAAGCUACAAUUGAAAAAGAAGUUCGGAAUUAUAUUCGUAAACAUGAAAUGGUGAAGGAUUUAACCACAAUAACUAAUUAUUACACCGCUAUUAAAGAAGCUAAAGAAGAUACAAUCAAAUACAACGUGUGCUUUGAAUGUUGUCUACCUUUAAAGGAAGAAAAAGUCGUAUGUUCCUUGUGCAAGAGUGUUUAUUUUUGUAACAAUGAAUGUAUAAAAUUAAAUGUGGAUAGAGACGACUGUCACCCCUGUAGCUAUAAUUUAAAGAAAAUGUAUUUUUCAAAUUCUAACAGCGACUCUAAUUUUGGAUCACGAAGCCAAAAUUCAUAAUAUUCAAGCUUAGCUUAUAUUUUUUUUAAACAUCUGUACGAACCUAAAACGCAUAGUUGAUACAUUAGAUUUGUACAGCUUUGAUUAUUUUUAAUAAAAUAAUUUUAUAUUUCUUAUUUUGUUCCCUAAUAUAAUUAUAAAUAAA
Messenger RNA from Papilio polytes (common Mormon), 3433 nucleotides. Its product is annotated as ankyrin repeat and MYND domain-containing protein 1-like. The record is from RefSeq and is a predicted model, not a curated record. The transcript is spliced from 15 exons. Bases 79 to 3288 code for a protein of 1069 amino acids. Gene Ontology annotation, molecular function: protein binding. NCBI's taxonomy places the organism in Eukaryota, Metazoa, Arthropoda, Insecta, Lepidoptera, Papilionidae.